UGCGCAGGCGCAGCCUGCGAGCGUGGGGUGUCUCGAGGUUGGCGGCUGCCGGCGCUCAAGAGCGCAGGGGUUUGUGGCCUGCGUUCGACCGGCACCAGUCUCUCACUAUCCGAGGCAGCGAGGCGCAGCGAUCGGUCUCCCCGCGCCCCGUGCGGUGUGGCCAUGGAGAAUCAGGUGCUGACGCCUCACGUCUACUGGGCUCAGCGACACCGCGAGCUGUAUCUGCGCGUGGAGCUGAGUGACGUACAGAAUCCUGCCAUCAGCAUCACUGAAAAUGUGCUGCAUUUCAAAGCUCAGGGACAUGGUGCCAAAGGAGACAAUGUCUAUGAAUUUCACUUGGAGUUCUUAGACCCUGUGAAACCAGAGCCGGUUUACAAACUGACCCAAAGGCAGGUAAACAUUACGGUACAGAAGAAAGUAAGUCACUGGUGGGAGAGACUCACCAAGCAGGAGAAGCGCCCACUGUUUUUGGCCCCCGACUUUGAUCGCUGGCUGGACGAGUCUGAUGCGGAAAUGGAGCUCAGAGCCAAGGAAGAAGAACGCCUAAAUAAACUAAGAAUUGAAAGCCAAGGGUCCCCUGAAACUCUUACAAGCUUGAAGAAAGGAUACCUGUUCAUGUAUAAUCUUGUGCAGUUCUUGGGAUUCUCCUGGAUCUUUGUCAACAUGACUGUGAGGUUCUUUAUUUUGGGAAAAGAGUCCUUCUAUGACACGUUCCACACCUUGGCCGACAUGAUGUAUUUCUGCCAGAUGCUGUCAGUUGUGGAAACUAUCAAUGCAGCAAUUGGAGUCAUUAAGUCACCAGUGAUACCUUGUCUUAUCCAGCUUCUUGGAAGAAAUUUCAUUUUGUUUAUCAUCUUUGGCACCAUGGAAGAAAUGCAAAACAAAGCUGUGGUUUUCUUUGUGUUUUAUACAUGGAGCGCAGUUGAAAUCUUCAGGUACCCCUUCUACAUGCUUUCCUGCAUUGACAUGGAUUGGAAGGUGCUCACAUGGCUUCGUUACACUGUGUGGAUACCCUUGUAUCCUCUGGGAUGUUUGGCAGAAGCUGUCUCAGUGAUCCAGUCCAUUCCAGUAUUCAAUGAAACAGGAAGAUUCAGUUUCACAUUGCCAUAUCCAGUGAAAAUCAAAGUUAGAUUUUCCUUUUUUCUUCAGAUUUAUCUCAUAAUAUUAUUUUUAGGGUUGUACAUAAAUUUUCGUCACCUUUAUAAACAGCGCAGGCGGCGCUAUGGACAAAAAAAGAAAAAGGUCCACUGAAAACAAAGAUUGAGAGGAUUCCUUGCCAGUUUGAGCCUAAUCUAUAAUUCUUACAGUUUUACCUUCUUGUACUGAUGUAAAAGUUUUUUUAAAGUUAAAUGAUUAAAUUCUCAGUGAAGCUAUCUUCCCUUUUCCCCCAUAACAUUCCUGAAUUUACCGAACUAUCUUAGUGUAGUACUUGCAUGACAUGGGUUCCUGGUAUCUGAGGACAGGUUUGUUCUUGUGUGUUCCAUUAAUGACCGCAAAAGACUCAGCCCUACCCCCACACACUCCUUGUCCUGUCACUCUCACACGGGCCAGAGAUAUUUCUUCAGUGCCCUAACCCUACCAGGUACUGGCCAUUCUUAUAGCUGGGAAUUGUUUUUUUCAGCUGUUGCUUGCAAGAAAAAAAACCACUGUUGCCUCUACAGGGGGCUGUGAAAGUGACUCAGGCAGGACCUUGGAUACAUUCUGUAUCCAAGGAGUUGCUUGUUAAGUGGGGUGGCAUUGAUUUUUGGAAAAUCAAGUUGAACUCAGUCAUUGAUAAAACAUUUCUGAGUCUGAGUGGAGCUACAGAACACCUAUUACCUCUGAAUCUUUUGGCCUCUAACACCACCUGCUACGUGCUUACCUGUGUGUGCACGGGAGAGGCAUGGAAUGAUUUGGGAGAAACCGGUCAGAACCUUGGAACACCAUGAUCACUUACUUCAUUCCUGGCUAAAUCAGAACUAUUUUCAACACUAGAGAAAGAUGAAACAUUAGUUAGAAAACAAUGAGAUUAUAAGAGUUCCAAACCCAAAUGGCUACAGGGUGUCAGAGGGUGAAACUGGCAGUAAGACAGCAGCUGGCAGUGCAGCCUGUGGCAACCUGGGAGCAGACAAAACAGACCUACAAAAUGGCCUCAGGCUGUGCACAUACAUAAAAAACCUUGCUAUCAUCCUCUGCACUGGCUGAGUCCAUUUACUUGUGUACCUGUCAGAGUGACUGGUAGAACUGACCUCAAAAACACCUGCUUUCUUUGGUUUCACCUGUCUGCCGUCAGACGGUAAAAACAGAGUGAGAACUUUGGCUGGAGAAGCUUAACAAAGCUUCCUGGCAGGAAACCCACCAACAGAGGAACUGAGGAAAAUCCAGACGUUGUAAAGUUUGGUCAUUGUCAAAAACAUUGUUUCCUCUAAUACAUUCCAAGUUAACCAAGUAAAAUAUGUUAGAAGUAAUGCUUGUAUUAAAGAAUUUAAGAGCAUGAUAGCUCUUUCUGUUCUGCCAUUCCUACUGUUCUUGGGAAAGGGGGACUCAGUGAGUUAUGCUGUUUCUCUGAGUCCAAUAUGGAAACUUGGUUUGACCUAAAAACAUCUGAUUAGCAUAGGCUGGCUGAUUUUUAUUUUUAUAAGUUCACUGCACUGAAGGGUAUUUUGCAUGUCUGUAACUUCUGUCAACACUUGUUUGUGUUAACUUCCGUUGUUCUUUCAAUUGACUUUCUAUGUUUAUUUGGACAGAUCAGCUUUGCAGUAUAUGCUGCAUCUUUGUGGCAGAAUCCUGUAUUCUUAGUGAUUGUUAAAACUCCUUUAUUGCUGUCUGAGAAAGCAAAAGAUUGUGUAUUUCUAUUAAACAUUUACAAUCAAAAUCCUAA
Herpailurus yagouaroundi (jaguarundi) is the source of this 2860-nucleotide messenger RNA. It is a transcript of the gene HACD3, whose product is annotated as 3-hydroxyacyl-CoA dehydratase 3. The transcript has 11 exons. NCBI's taxonomy places the organism in Eukaryota, Metazoa, Chordata, Mammalia, Carnivora, Felidae. Gene Ontology annotation, cellular component: endoplasmic reticulum membrane. Gene Ontology annotation, molecular function: 3-hydroxyacyl-CoA dehydratase activity. Gene Ontology annotation, biological process: very long-chain fatty acid biosynthetic process; sphingolipid biosynthetic process; fatty acid elongation. The record is from RefSeq and is a predicted model, not a curated record. The coding region runs from base 163 to 1251 and encodes 362 amino acids.